UUUUAAAGGAAAGGGUCCCUCUUUUUUUCUUCUCCAACUCCUUUAAAAGAUCUGCCUUCUCAAGGUGCCAAAUUGCAAGUCCAGAGAGUUUGAAAAGGCAGAAGAGAGAAAGUGUGGGGGGGAAAGACAACGUUUAGGUCUGGCUUGGUGGUUACUGCGGCUGGGGCGGGACUGGGGUCCAGAGAGUUCGGUCCGGGCCCUUGCAGUUCAGUUUUCUCUUGGACAGCCCUGCUCUCUUAGCAGUUGUUUUGUGUUACGAGUAUUGCGUGUAGCAUCGGUGGGAUGGCUGGAGCUAGGCAACAGAGUUUGUCCAGGACUUUGCUGGAGAUUAGCUUUCAGUAUUGGGCGAGGCUUGUCCCGUGGAGCCUCAGUGACCUUUUCAGUUAAUCAGGGCUGUUACAAGGAUCCCAUACAGUAACAGAUGGGAAAGGGCCAGGUGGCUGGUAAGAAGCAAAGCGGCUGCUAGGUGCUUCCACACUUGGAGCAUCCGGAGGGAGACAUGGCUUCCCACAUCCACCAUAACACAGGCUCACUAGCUGGGGGGCGUCCUAAGCUAGUGCUGGUGGAAGAAAGAGUGGAUUUAAUAAGGAGGUGGGCCUCAGUGUGUGUGCAUUUGUUUUUGACCAAGCUGGGCAGAGGCAGAGGAUGGAAAUGGCCCAACCCCAGGGCCAGGCUGACAAGUAGACCCCUGGGAAUGGCAAAUGUUUUGUUUGUUUGUUUCAAUCUGCGUAUGGAAUGAGUCAUUGCCACUUGCCAAGGUGAAAUUGCAAAUCUGGGCUUCCAGUGAUUCCAAAAGUCUGUGACUGGGAAUUCACAAGCAAGCUGGUGGUUGAAGCUGGCUAAAGGACAGCCUUAGGUGUUUCAGAAGUGUUCAGGGGCGUCUUUCAUGGGGGAGGAGGAGACGGUUUAUAAAUGAAACUCAAAUGUGUCUUCAGCAUUCUUUUUCAACGGCGACAAUCACUGAACUUUGGUUAGGACUGAUCUAGUGUAUCUCUCUUUGCCCAUCUUGAGUUAGGAUGGGAGAGGAGGAAAUAGGUUCUUUCAUCUCUUCCUGUCCUCUCCCUUCCCCCAUUCCCUUCCCUCAUCCUCACUCACUCACAUGCACACACUAACCUUGAAGCCGAUGGGAUUGAGUGACUGGCACUUGGGACCACAGAGAAAUGUCAGAAUGUUUGGUUACAGACUCAAGGAAACCUCUCAUUUUAGAGUGCUCAUUUGAUUUUAAGCAAAAUUUUGGACUGUGAAUCAAGGCGUUGGGUGAAGACAAAAUGGCCUCCCCGGCUGACAGCUGUAUCCAGUUCACCCGCCACGCCAGUGACGUUCUCCUCAACCUUAAUCGCCUCCGGAGCCGUGACAUCUUGACUGAUGUUGUCAUCGUGGUGAGCCGUGAGCAGUUCAGAGCCCAUAAGACAGUCCUCAUGGCCUGCAGUGGCCUGUUUUAUAGCAUCUUCACGGACCAGCUCAAAUGUAACCUGAGUGUGAUCAACCUGGAUCCCGAGAUCAACCCUGAGGGGUUCUGCAUCCUCUUGGACUUCAUGUACACGUCCCGCCUCAACCUGCGGGAGGGCAACAUCAUGGCCGUGAUGGCCACGGCCAUGUACCUGCAGAUGGAGCAUGUUGUGGACACUUGCCGGAAGUUUAUCAAGGCCAGUGAAGCAGAGAUGGUGCCUGCGCUCAAGCCUCCCCGUGAAGAGUUUCUGAACAGCCGGAUGCUGAUGCCCCAAGACAUCAUGGCUUAUCGGGGCCGGGAGGUGGUGGAGAGUAACCUGCCGCUGAGGAACGCCCCUGGGUGCGAAAGCAGAGCCUUCGCCCCCAGCCUGUACAGCGGCCUGUCCACCCCGCCGGCCUCUUAUCCCGUCUACAGUCACCUCCCUGUCAGCAGCUUCCUCUUCUCUGACGAAGAGCUGCGGGAUGCCCGGAUGCCGGUGGCCAAUCCCUUCCCUAAGGAGCGGGCCCACCCCUGCGAUAGCGUCAGGCCCGUCCCCGGUGACUACAGCCGGCCAGCCAUGGAGAUCUCUCCCGGUGUGUGCCACAGCAGCAUCUACUCACCCAAGGAGGCGGCCCCAGAGGAGACACGCAGUGACAUGCACUACGGUGUGGCCGAAGGCCCCAAGCCUGCCGCCCCCUCGGCCCGGAGUGCCCCAUACUUCCCCUGUGACAAGGCUGGCAAGGAGGAAGAGAGGCCCUCCUCAGAGGAUGAGAUCGCUUUGCAUUUCGAGCCCCCCAGUGCGCCCCUGAACCGCAAGGGUCUGGUCAGUCCACAGAGCCCCCAGAAGUCCGACUGCCAGCCCAACUCGCCCACGGAGUCCUGCAGUAGCAAGAACGCCUGCAUCCUCCAGACCUCUGGUUCGCCUCCAGCCAAGAGCCCCACCGACCCCAAAGCCUGCAACUGGAAGAAAUACAAGUUCAUCGUGCUCAACAGCCUCAACCAGAAUGCCAAACCGGAGGGGCCUGAGCAGGCCGAGCUGGGCCGCCUCUCCCCUCGAGCCUAUACCGCCCCGCCGGCCUGCCAGCCGCCGAUGGAGCCCGAGAGCCUUGACCUCCAGUCCCCAACCAAGCUCAGCGGCGGCGGGGAGGACUCCACCAUCCCACAGGCCAGCCGGCUCAAUAACAUCGUCAACAGGUCCCUGACAGGCUCCCCCCGCAGCAGCAGCGAGAACCACUCCCCGCUCUACUUGCACCCCCCCAAGUGCACGUCCUGCGGCUCUCAGUCCCCCCAGCAUGCAGAGAUGUGCCUCCAUACCGCCGGCCCCACGUUUCCCGAGGAGAUGGGAGAGACCCAGUCUGAGUACUCGGAUUCCAGCUGUGAAAACGGGGCCUUCUUUUGCAAUGAGUGUGACUGCCGCUUCUCUGAGGAGGCCUCACUCAAGAGACACACACUGCAGACCCACAGUGACAAACCCUACAAGUGUGACCGCUGCCAGGCCUCGUUCCGCUACAAGGGCAACCUCGCCAGCCACAAGACCGUCCAUACGGGUGAGAAACCCUAUCGUUGUAACAUUUGUGGAGCCCAGUUCAACCGGCCAGCCAACCUGAAAACCCAUACUCGAAUUCACUCUGGAGAGAAGCCCUACAAAUGCGAAACGUGUGGAGCCAGAUUUGUACAAGUGGCCCACCUCCGUGCCCACGUGCUCAUCCACACUGGAGAGAAGCCCUAUCCCUGUGAAAUCUGUGGCACCCGUUUCCGGCACCUUCAGACUCUGAAGAGCCACCUGCGAAUCCAUACAGGAGAGAAACCUUACCAUUGUGAGAAGUGCAACCUGCAUUUCCGUCACAAAAGCCAGCUGCGUCUUCACUUGCGCCAAAAGCACGGCGCCAUCACCAACACCAAGGUGCAGUACCGCGUGUCUGCCACCGACCUGCCCCCGGAGCUCCCCAAAGCCUGCUGAAGCAUGGAGUGUUGAUGCUUUCCAUUCGAGUCCCUUCUCAGAAUCUACCCAAAGGAUACUGUAACACUUUACGACUUUCAUCCCAUGACGUAGUGCCUCUUUCAUCCACUAGUGCAA
Molecule: messenger RNA, 3506 nt
Organism: Enhydra lutris kenyoni (northern sea otter)
Lineage: Eukaryota; Metazoa; Chordata; Mammalia; Carnivora; Mustelidae
Gene: BCL6
Product: B-cell CLL/lymphoma 6
Exons: 10
Coding region: 1269-3389 (706 amino acids)
Biological process (GO): regulation of cytokine production; regulation of immune system process; negative regulation of transcription by RNA polymerase II
Molecular function (GO): protein binding
Source: RefSeq, a predicted model, not a curated record